UCAAGUGGUUAAAACUUAAAAUACUUUAGAUUGAAGGACUAUUAUUCAAAAUUUUCUGGAAUUUAUUUUAAAGAUAUAUAGUUCAUUAUCCUAUUAAUAUUGUUUUUAAUCUGGUGGAAUCCUAGUGUCAUUAUUUAAGUCAAAAGUAUCCCACUUCCAUUAAAUUAUAAAAGAAGAUGAUAAAAGGAAACAGAAAUAAAAACUAGUUUAAUUAGAGCCACAUGUCGAAAUGACAACAAUUCUACGCAACUAUAAAUACAGAACUCUAUCCUACAAAAGUCCCAACCAAUAAUACCACAUUAAAAAAAAUCGUUCCUCUCUGUUGUUUUAUUAUUUGAAAAAAUCGUUUUGCCUCCAAAAGACUUGAAAGCUCUGAGCUCUGUCUCUUUGUCUCAUUAUCUCUACACGGCCCAAAAUUCAUUUUACUCGUCUGAAGAACCAUGUGUGAUAUAACACCAUCUUCUUCAUCUUCCUUACUAUCUUCUAAAGACAAAACACAUUUCUCAAAACUCGAAACAUGCGACUCAAACUAUCCCCAAUAUUCUGAAUUCACCGAUAACGAUUCUCUAAACCGUAAUAGAUGGCCAACUUUUCUUGAGGGCUUGGAGGAAGUGAAGGCAAUCGGAAGAAUCUCUGGGCCAACGGCAAUGACCGGACUUCUAAUGUACUCAAGAGCAAUGAUAUCGAUGUUGUUCCUCGGCUACCUUGGCGAGCUUGAGUUAGCUGGAGGAUCUCUCUCCAUCGGCUUUGCUAAUAUCACCGGCUACUCCGUCAUCUCCGGCUUGUCCAUGGGGAUGGAACCAAUCUGCGGCCAAGCUUACGGUGCUAAACAAAUGAAGCUUUUAGGACUAACCCUUCAAAGAACCGUCCUCCUCCUCCUCUCAUGUUCGGUCCCCAUCUCCUUCUCUUGGCUCAAUAUGAGACGAAUCCUCUUGUGGUGUGGCCAAGACGAAGAGAUAUCUUCAAUUGCACAAAAAUUCCUUCUUUUCGCUAUCCCUGACCUCUUCCUCCUCUCUUUUCUUCACCCUCUUCGUGUUUACCUCCGAACACAAAACAUUACCUUGCCCGUGACUUACUCUAAGGCUGUGUCCGUUUUCCUUCACGUUCCCUUAAACUUUUUCCUUGUUGUGAAGCUAGAGAUGGGUGUAGCGGGAGUCGCAAUAGCUAUGGUCCUAACCAAUCUCAACCUCGUAGUCCUCUUAUCUUCCUUUGUGUAUUUCACGAGCGUGCAUAGUGAUACAUGGGUACCACUUUCUAUUGACUCUCUUAAAGGUUGGUCGUCAUUGCUCUCGCUUGCAAUACCCACUUGUGUUUCUGUUUGUUUGGAGUGGUGGUGGUACGAGUUCAUGAUCAUUUUGUGUGGACUUUUGGUCAACCCUAGAGCUACCGUUGCUUCCAUGGGAAUCUUGAUCCAAACAACAGCUUUAGUCUACGUCUUCCCAUCCUCUCUCAGCCUCGGUGUCUCCACUAGAAUCAGCAACGAGCUGGGGGCUAAACGCCCGGUGAAAGCUCGUGUAUCCAUGAUCAUUUCCCUCUUCUGCGCCACCGCCUUGGGCCUAAUGGCAAUGGUGUUCACCGUAAUGGUUAGGCACCGAUGGGGACGUUUGUUUACCACGGAUGCUGAGAUUCUUGAGCUUACUUCAAUUGCAUUGCCCAUCGCAGGUCUAUGUGAACUCGGGAACUGCCCUCAGACGACCGGUUGUGGAGUUUUGAGAGGCUGUGCAAGACCUACACUUGGUGCCAAUAUAAACUUGGGUUCUUUUUACUUUGUGGGCAUGCCAGUGGCUAUCCUGUUAGGGUUCGUUUUCAAACUAGGGUUUCCAGGUCUCUGGUUUGGCUUGCUUGCGGCUCAAGCGACAUGUGCUUCUCUCAUGUUGUUUGCACUCUUGAGAACAGAUUGGGCAGUCCAAGCAGAGAGAGCUGAAAGACUGACGUCAAAAACUCCUUCUCUACUCCCAAUCGCCAGGACAAAGAGCCAAUCUGCACCCGGUACAGAUGAUAUGAUGAUAACCAUAGAUUGAUAGCUAUUCUUUUGAGCCAUUUUUUCCUUCGUCGUUGACAUACAUGUGUUUUUGUAAAACAUCAUUUUUUGGAGUUUAUAUUACUCCUUUUUUUUUACCUUUUAACUUGUGAACAACUUUGUGUUGUGGGUUUUAUUGGUGUUUGUGUUAUAUAUGGUUGAAUACUUGAAUGGAUGUAAUAGUUUCUAGCUUUGACUUAAGCAGUUCGUACUGUAUUUGCUUAGCUUUUCUAGUAGAUAUUAUUAUUUUUUAGUCAAAAGCUUUUCUAGUAGAUAUUUAAUUUGUUUUCUUUACGUUAAGAAUAACUCAAAAUGAGAGAAAAAAAUGAAAAAGAACUCCACUACAGCUUCAAGACUAGGCCACUGAAAUCCGGAUGAAGACAAUACCAAUAUAUGUUGGUCUUGAUCAAAACUAUUCAAUCUCCAUUAUUUCGGAUAAAGUACAAAUUUUGCCGUUUUUUUUUAUAUUCUUGUAUUGUGGAAACUUUGCUAAUUUAACAAUCAAUUGUUUUCUUAAGGACAUGCAAUGUGAAUCUUUAUGAGUUUUUUUGGUUGUUCUAUGUUCCAUUAAGGGAAAUAUAUUCGCAACCAAAAAUGGAAAAAUGCCCUUUAAACCUUUAUCAUAUUGUCUGUCCCAAAGCCAUACGUUUAAUUUUAAUUGAAUUAACAUUUAUUUGAUUUUGUUUUCUUCCUUUGAGCGCGGAUCUACGUUGGCCAGGAUGGGUGCAGCUGCCCCCACUAAAACUUACAAGUAAAUUUAAUUUCAUUGGUUAUCUUGUAGCUUAGUUGGCUAAAGUUCUCUCUAUGCCCCCACCUAACCAAGGUUCUCAUCCCCCCUCGCCCACUUGUACACUGUUUUUAUAUAUUUUUUCCUUUCUUUAUUUUUUUCUGAUUUUCUUUUUUCCUUGCGUUAUAUUUCAUUUUUCACUUGAUGUUCUCUUCCUUCGAAUCUUUUCAGGUCAUUUGUUCUUUUCAUUCAAUUUUUUUUCCCUUUAUUAUUUCUUCUUUCAGUUAUAAUACUGUUUAGUUUAAUUUUUCUUUUAAAUGGUAUCUUUAUUAAAAGAUAUAAACACAUUCACGCAAAAUAUCAAAAGAAAAAUAUAUGCUCCUGUUCAAAAUAUUUUCUAGAUCCGCCGCUAAAAGAAUCUUUCUUUCACCUUGGCAC
Molecule: messenger RNA, 3185 nt
Organism: Brassica napus (rape)
Lineage: Eukaryota; Viridiplantae; Streptophyta; Magnoliopsida; Brassicales; Brassicaceae
Product: protein DETOXIFICATION 48-like
Exons: 2
Coding region: 441-2021 (526 amino acids)
Biological process (GO): xenobiotic detoxification by transmembrane export across the plasma membrane
Cellular component (GO): membrane
Molecular function (GO): antiporter activity; xenobiotic transmembrane transporter activity
Source: RefSeq, a predicted model, not a curated record